Molecule: messenger RNA, 1941 nt
Organism: Candidula unifasciata
Lineage: Eukaryota; Metazoa; Mollusca; Gastropoda; Stylommatophora; Geomitridae
Source: the annotation of a GenBank genome assembly
AUUGUUGUCAAUGCCCUAGUCAAUGCCAUUCCAGCUAUUAUGAAUGUGUUUCUGGUCUGCAUGGUGUUUUGGCUCAUAUUUAGCAUCAUGGGUGUGCAGUUUUUCAAGGGCCGCCACCAGUUUGAAUACAAGGAGGUAGCCAACAAGACUGCCUGCCUGGAUAGGAAUGCCACCUGGCAGAAUUUGAACAUUAAUUUUGAUAGCACGGCAAAUGGUUUUCUUGCCUUAUUUCAAGUGGCAACUUUUGAGGGCUGGAUGGAAAUUAUGCAGGCUGCUUCGGAUUCCACUGAUGUUGACAAGCAGCCACAGUUUGAAGCGACUAUGAAUGCCUAUCUGUAUUUUGUUGUCUUCAUUGUUAUUGGGUCAUUCUUCUCCCUGAACCUCUUCAUUGGAGUCAUCAUUGAUAAUUUCAAUGUCCUCAAAAAGAAGUAUGAGGGCAACUACCUCGAUGCUUUCUUAACCCAAAACCAGAGGAAUUACUACAACAUAUUGAAGAAGGCAGGGACACGAAAGCCGAAGAAGACUGUCAAGAGACCGCAGAACAAAUUCCUCCUGCUCUUCUAUGACUUGGCUGUCAGCAGCAGGUUUGAAAUGGCCAUUGUCCUGCUGGUCUUUCUGAACCUGGUCAUCAAUGCCGUUUACCAUUACAACGAGACUCAAGCCGUGACUGAGUUCCUGGACAUGAUGAAUAUUCUGUUCGUAACUGUGUUCACACUCGAGAUGACUGUGAAGAUCAUUGGACUGCGGAUCCAUUUUUUCCGCUUUUCCUUGCAUGUUUUUGAUUUGAUUGUUGUUGUAUUGUCAAUACUUGCAUUUGUACUGGAUCAUGUGUUAUCAGUCCUCAUUGUACAGCCCACUUUGUUGCGGAUUGUACGUGUCUUUCACAUUGGCAGAGUUUUACGACUGAUUAAAGCAGCUAAAGGCAUUCGGAAACUUCUCUUUGCCAUUAUCAUAUCCCUACCUGCUGUAUUCAACAUUGGAGCUUUGCUUUUCAUGAUCAUGUUUGUUUAUGCCAUAAUUGGCAUGUCUUUAUUUGGCACUGUGAGACUGACUGGUGUCUUCAAUGAAAUAGUCAACUUCCGGACUUUUGGCAACAGCUUUAUGCUGCUACUUCGCCUGUCAACCGCAGCAGGCUGGAACGACGUACUUGAGGCUUUAUUGGUCAAGGAACCUUAUUGUAAUCCCAAACAUUUUACUUUACCCGAUAAUACCACUAGACAUUCAUCUCAUGGGGACUGUGGGAUACCUUACCUGGCAAUACCUUACAUGGUCAGUUACAUUAUCCUGGUGUGGCUGAUUGUGGUGAACAUGUACAUUGCAGAGGAAGUGGGCAUUACCGAAGAUGACUUUGACAUGUUUUACACCGUCUGGGAGAAGUACGACCCAUUUGCCACACAGUUCAUCAAGUAUGAACAGCUUCCAGAUUUUGUUGGCGACUUAGACCCGCCCCUUCAGAUCCCACGACCCAAUGAAAUAACACUGGUGACGUUCAAUAUUCCUAUACUGGAAGGAGAAAAGAUGCAUUGUUUAGAUGUUUUAAUUGCUCUGGUAAAAUAUGUACUCUCCGAAGUGGAAGAGACGCAUGAGUUAAGAUCCCUGAAGAAACAGAUCGAGGCGAAGUUUUUUGAACGUUUUCCAGCUCGAUAUAACAUAGUGGUGAAAUCAACGACCCUGCAGAGGAAGAAGGAAGAUGUUGCAGCUAGAACUCUUCAGAGGUCUUGGCGGAGUUAUAAGGCUCAAAGAGCCAUGCAGAGCAUUACAGCUUACGCUCGGAAACAAAAGAUUCUACGAGCGGCUUACAGUGGUUCCCGACCAUUCACCAGCACCAUGAUUGACCUCAGCCGCAGACUCGAGCUGGCCCUGAACAAGUUCUUUCUCGUUCAGAAGGACAUGUGGGAUUUAUCGGAGUCUUACUGCCCAACCCCUUUUAACGUUAAUUAA